Molecule: messenger RNA, 28860 nt
Organism: Anolis carolinensis (green anole)
Lineage: Eukaryota; Metazoa; Chordata; Lepidosauria; Squamata; Anolidae
Gene: syt7
Product: synaptotagmin 7
Exons: 2
Coding region: 9843-12386 (847 amino acids)
Biological process (GO): cellular response to calcium ion; regulation of calcium ion-dependent exocytosis; calcium-ion regulated exocytosis
Cellular component (GO): plasma membrane; synaptic vesicle
Molecular function (GO): clathrin binding; SNARE binding; calcium-dependent phospholipid binding
Source: RefSeq, a predicted model, not a curated record
CCAGCCCUUGAUCGUGUGAACCCGAGGAAGCUCCAGGGAAGCCCCCUCCCUUCCCUCUUCCUCCUCAGGGUGCGAAUCUUGCAAGCGCUUUGCCUCGGAUGCCACCAGGAUCCGCGCUUCUCCUGCCCUGCCUUCCCAACAGCGGGGGGCGUCACUCCCCCUCCCUUCCUUCCUUCGCCUUCGCCUUGCAGUUUCCUCUCCCGCCAGCAGCGAGCAGCAUCCGAGCCGGAGCGCGAGGAGAAGAAGGAGAAGAAGCGCGCGCGCAUUCGAAGGAAGGAGAGAGCGCGAGAGAGAGCGGGCGCGCGCGCUUGCACACAGAAGAGGCGCGCGCUUGCACACACGCACACACACGCCCCUCCAUAUCCAGCCGAGGGGAGGGCUCCGGAGGCUUGGCUUGGCAUGUUCCUGGGUGGUGGACGGGGACCAGUCAGUUAGCGAGCCCCUGCCUUGCCUGCCUGCCUGCCUCCGCCUCAUGCCGCUCUCCCCUGCUGCCGCCUGGGGCUCCAACCUGUUCGUGGAGGUCACUCUUGGGCCGCCGGCAGCCUGUGGCUUCCCCGCCUCGCCUCCUCCGCGCACCACCACCACCACCAGCGUCUGAGGGUUUCGCCCGCGGGGAGAAGAGGACGAGAAGCGAGCAGCCGCCACACACGCCCCCAAGCAGAGCCUCGGAGGGAUUUACUUGGGGCUGACCGGAGCCGAGGGGAAAAUGUACCUCGACCCAGAGGCCACCAAAGUUCUGUUGGCAGGUCCUUCCACAGUCUUGGGGCAGCCAAUGAAAAGGAUCGAUCUCUGGUUGAUGGUGGCCAUUCGGGUUUGGUCAGGCUGGAGCAGACGCCCCAAGAGGACCUCAGUGUUCGGGAUGGAUUAUACAGUGAGAAGGCGAUCCUGUAGCUAAUCUGGACACAAACCAUGUAGGGCUUUCAAGGUCAAAAUCAACAUCUUGUACUUUGCCUGUAAACUAAUUGGCAGCCAGUGGAGUGACUUUAGAAUAGGCUGAAUAUGCUCACUCCUAGAUGUUCCUGUGUGUAACCAAUCUGUCUGCUGUAUUUUGAAACAGCUGGAGCUUCCGAACUUUGUACAAAGGUAGCCCAAUGUAAAGCACAUUGCAGAAGUCCAACCUUGAGGUUACCAGUGCAUGCAUUACUAUCUUUAGGUGCUAUGUAUCAUUCUUCAAAUGCAUAUUGUUGUGUUCAGUGUGUAUAUGCAAAUCCUACCUGACUGUAAACUCACCAGUGACCUGCAGGAGCUGGAAAUUUCACGCAUUAAUUAGUGUGUUUAUUUUUUGGGUGUUUCAAUAAAGUCAGCACCAAACAACAUGGUGUCUAGUAGCUCCUGUUUCCCAAAUGAAAUUGCAACCUUCUGCAUUUGUCUGUUCACAGCAGUUAUGCAGGAUCAGAACUUCAAAAAUACACAAUAUAAUAAUGGGUAUUAAGCACUGUAGGGCUGGAUCAGAGGAAAUGUGGUGACCACUUUGUUUCUUAUUCCCUUCUUUUGCCAUUCAUCCAUUCCCUCCUGCCUUGCAGUGUAUGCUACUAUUGCUAUUACAAAUGCCGAUGAAUGAAUGCAGCACUCUAAAGGCUCUCAGUGGAAGUCUGGAAAGUACAAAAACCAUGCCUCAUUAGCUAUUUGUGACCACUAUUUGUCCUGAAGGGAAAUUUUUUGGCAGAGUUUGGGUUACCUUCUUAGAUUAGGAGGGUAGCAAGGCUAGACAUUUUUAAGGUGGGUAUACAGUGGUUGCCUGGUUCUCCAGCUAUGUACUGAAAGGACUGUAUUUUAGUGGCAGUGUCUGAGAGGAUACCUACUGGCACCAGUAUGUUUCUCAGUGUGAAAUCCAUUGAUAUGAGUGGAACUGCACUGCUGUUGUUGGUUAAGGAGAAGCAGUGAGUCAGACAGCUUGGAGGCUAAGGAGGGAAAAUCCUAGAGCGGAAUAAGUCCUACCAUGUUAUCUUCUGUUCUAGGUUCUUAGCAAAGGGAUUCUGACGUUUCACCCACAUCUGUGGCAGGCAACCUCUGAGGAUGCCUGCUACAGAUGUGGGUGAAACGUCAGGGGAGAAAGCUUCUGGAACAUGGCUAUACAGCCCAAAAGACUCACAGCAACCCAGUGAUUCCGGCCAUGAAAGCCUUCAAUAAUACAUGGAUUCUGAAAAAUUGUUGGGAGAGAAGAUUUACUGUUUUCUGAGGGGUGUAUGCUUGAUCAUUUUGCAUGUAUAUGUUUUAUGCCUCUUAACAAUACUUUUGGCUGUAUGUGGUUUUAGUCAAAUAUCUGUUGACAUUAUAUUCAGAUAUUAUAUAGUUGCAGGAGCAGCCAUAUGGCAAGUUGUCUUGAAGUUUCAACAUUCUUCUAAUAUAAAAUCUCCAACUUCUAUUUGUUGUAAAAUUAUGACAAAUUGUUCUAUCGGUAUGAAAUCUGGCAAGAGGAAUCUACCUGGCUGAGAGAAUAUUUACGCCAAAAACCCAGGAAGAAAAAUCAAAUAAAGAAUGGUUUUGUUUAUAGGUGUGCAUGCUACUGUAAAUGUUGAUGAAUGAAUUGAGAGAACAGGGGGCUCAGCAAAAGUCUGGGAAACAGCACAUGAACCAACCUUCAUUAUGAAAACGUGUUUAAUGCUUACGGAGUGUGAAACAUAUGGCAGUUCCCUUAGCUUGCGAUGUAAAUAACUUUUGGCUUGUGCACAAGUUUGUAUAAACCUUAAAUGGAAUCAUUCUUUGGCACUGAGAAUAUGAGAUUCUUUCACACAACAGAAAGAGAAAGCAGAGCUGUUUUGAAUUGAAUAUUUUAUUUUCACUUUGUUUUGGUAUUAAAUCACACUGAUAAAUUAUCCAGCACACAUUAAAUCCUGUCAUUUAUUCAGAGGGUCUUCAAACUAAAUCAAUGUGCUCCCUCAAUUCUUAUCUAGUCACCUUAUUAAAUCCUGCUUGCAUUGCUUCUUGUGACUCUGUACAAAGUCAAGCACACACAUGAUUACAUUAUAGCCUCCAACAUUUCACAGAUGCAAACUAGGACCCAUGAGACCAAGCAUCAUGAGAGUGUGGGCAAGACGGCGACAGUUAUUAGUAAGAAAGAACACUGAAUCUGGGAGAGGCUGCAGCAGUUUGCUUUUGCUUGAGCCUACUGGGAAGGGCAACAUUUCUUACCCUCCCCUCCCCCUCCCCUCCCCACUGCUGAAUGAAUUGAGUGGGAAGUACAAUUGAAGUAAGCUGAGCACAAAAAAAGGGAAAGGAGGACAAACUGGGUUGAAAAAGUGAGGUGACAGAGGAUUAAUUUGGACUGUCCCUACCAAAGAGGGGCAAUCAGAUAAUUUUGUACUCUGAUUUUGGUGACCUGGCCUAUGAGAAGGUCACCUCGUCAGUCAACAGUUUUCCUACUGCUGUGCUUUAAUAGAAAACCCCUGCACAGGACAAAGAGAAAUUUGAGCCAUCAUACCUGCAUCCCUUUCUGAACAAGGUUAAUCAUGGUAAUGAUAUUUUCUUGCAGGAGCUGAUAUUAGUACUAGAAAAAACAACCUGCAGAAAUCUUGUACAGCUGUCCAAAAGCUACAUCGUUUUUGUGAUUGUGUCAUUUUUGCUUUUCAUUUAAAAAUAGUCUAUAGAUUUCUCUGUGUUCUGUCUGAAACCAGAAGCUGUUCCAAGAAGCCAUCUUUCAAUUUCUAGAGAGACCUAUUGCAAUGGCUGGCUGUACACACAUAAGCUUUUUGCUAAUACGACUGUAUUCAAGAGGUCUGCUUCUUGUUGUUGGAGAGUCUAUCACCUUAGCUCCCAGCAAAGUCCACUGCAUGAAUAUAUUUAUGAAGGAAGAAAGUGCAAAGGCAGGUUUACAGAUGAACAUGAAGAAAACCAAAUAAUGACCACAGAUGGGUUACAUAACUUUAAAGUAAACAAUGAAGUACUGAAAUUGUUCAAGAUUUUCCAUGCAUUGGCUCUGUCAUUAAUGAGAAAUGAGAGUGCCAUCAAUAAAUAAAAAAAGUAGAAUUUGGAAGGAUAGGUAUGAACAAACUAGACAAGAUCCUGAAGUGUAAAGACAUAUUUUUGAAUACUGAAAUUAGGAUUAUCAUUCAUUGUAUUUCUUUUUUCUCUGUAUGGUUGUGAAAGCUGGACAGUUGCAAAAGCAGGCAGAAAGAGAAUCAACUUCUUUGAAAUGUGUUGAAGAGAACUGUGGAUGCUGCGGACUGCUAAUAAGUGGAUUUUAGAGAAAAUAAAAUACUCCUUAGAAGCCAAGAAGACAAACCUGAGACUGUUGUACUUGGUCAUUUCACAAAAAGAUAGGACUCCCUAGAAAAGAAAGUAAUGCUUUGUAAGAAAGAAGAGGAAAACUUCAUCCCAGAUGGAUAGAAUUAAUCAAGGAACCCACAGCUAUCCAGAGUUUGCAAGACCUGGGCAGAGCUGUUGAAGAUAUAUAAGGUGACCUGAAAGUCACUCAUUCAUAACAUUUCCACAAGUCAAAGAUGACUUGAUGGCAGUCAAGAACAACAAUUGUCUAUACAUUUGCAUGUACACAAUAGUUUUCUGUAGCCCAAAAAAUAGUUUUCAGUAUUACUGCUAGUGUGCCUGGAAAUUAAGUGACUGCAGUAUUAAACAUUUUCUGUUGGCACAGCUUAUAGUUCUUAUGGCUUCAUAUAUUCAAGGCUGAAAGAAUUUGAUACCAAAACAGCCCUCUUCAAACAGGUCUUUGGCCCUAUGCUUCUCACAGAGUAAGUAAGGAACUGCAUGAUUGCAUGUAUGCGUACAGAAACAGACAGCCAAGAAAAGCACACCCUCCACUAAUAGGGUUAAUCAAUAAUUUCAAAUCAGCUUCUACGUAUGGUGAGGGAUUUUUGGCAUGAUUUGUGCACAGAUGACUUGUCAUCACCUUUCUCUGAGGCUGAGGAAGUGUGAUUUGCCCAAGUCACCCAGUGGGUUUCCAUGACUGAGGACUACAAUUUGAACCCAUCAGAGACUCCCAGAGUCUCUGCCCAACUCUCAGAUCACUACACGACACACCACCUUUCUAGGGUUAAUCAUAAAGGAAGGUAUUACUUGAAACUUUAUAGUCAGGUGAAGUUUGGAAAAUAACCAAAACAAAAUGUUACUCUUAUCUGAGUAACUACUGCACAUAUGUUUAAUUACUUAUAGAUUUAGCAUCUUUGUUGCUAGGAAGAAGUACUCUGAACAAACUGAAAAGGGUGGAGCUGUGUCAAAAGCUAUAAAUUUUAUGUUAUAAAAGAACGCUUUGUGAUUGUUUUGAACGUUGAACUUUGAGGCAGUGAAUGAUAACUGGAAAUCAGGUGUUUUAUAUUUGAUCUUACUAUGUACUGGCUAUAAUCUUGUUUUAUAGAGAAGGAACCUAUUCCUGAAAUGUGAGGUUUUCGGACUGUAUGGCCAUGUUCCAAAAGCAUUAUCUCCUAAUGUUUUGCCUGUAUCUGUGGCUGGCAUCUUUAGAGAACCACAGAUGCAGGCAGAAUGUUAGGAGAGAAUGCUGCUGGAACGUGGCCAUACAGCCCGAAAAACUCACAGCGACCCUUUGAUAAUCAUCUCUUUAUUAGAUAGAUUGAAGAUUCAGAAAUUUUGUUUAUUUCUUGGUAACAUUUGCUUCUGAUGUGUCAGAACUGAGAAAAUAGUCCAACUUACUGAUUAUAAUUGUUUGCUAAUGUCAUCAUCAUUAUUUUUUUUAAAAAUGACAUUUCUGACGAAGAGAGGAGUAGUGAAGAAUCUUAACUAUAAAAUUAUACUUUAUAUUGUCCAGAAAAUGCAAUAUAUAUAUAUUUUGCUUCAUGUUUCUCCUUAUCCCCUUCAUUCCAGAAUGCAUUGCUAGUUGUGAUAUUGUGAGUCUAUAUAAUGAAUAUAUAUAAUCUAUAUAAUGAAAGCUUAUAUUGAGAAAAUAAAACUAUUUCUGGUAUUAAAUUUAUGAAGCUGAUAUAACUGGUUUUAGUAACUGUAGGACACAGUUUGGCUGGAGGCUUUGAUUCUGGAAAAUCGUAAUUCACAUCUUUCCUGGGUUAAUUACUGAUUAUCUGAUUCCUUUCAAAAGGUUUUUCAGGGUUUACUUGGUAAAGACAUGAUGCAAUAUGGACUUGCUUUUUCAAACUGUUACUUUUAUCUGUAAAAUAUACUUGAAACUUCCUUUGGGAUUACAAUCAUCACUAUUAUUAGAACAAAAAUGUUCUUUGAGUGGCUGGGCAGAAACAAGAGAGAUAAAAACAAAUGGUAGUGUUAAAUUGGGCAAGUACGCUAGAAUUUUUCAUCAGGCUAGGGUAGGAAUCAGGAAGUCAAAUCAAAUUAAAUUAAUGACAAAUUAAAUAAUGUGAUUUUAAUGAAUGAAUAAAUUGAAGAUUGUGAAAAUAUAUAUUUAACAAUUUCCUUGUGCUUCAUUACAUUAGAGUUUGGAGAUAUUUCACUAUCCAGGCAGUCUGGUGUCUCAUCCACAUUGUGUAACAGACAACUGACUUUCAAAUUCUAAUCCUAGUCACAAAUCAAGAAUGAGAACUACACUAAUCAUUAAAAUUAUUUGGUUUAGUAAUAUCAUACUAAUUUAUUUUGAAAGGAGUACACAUAAGAGUAUUUAGACCAGGGGUGGAAAGCAAGUGGUCUUCUAGAUGUUAAACUAUAACUCCCAUGCCUGUAGCAAGGAAAACACAUGGUUAGGAAUGCUGGAUAUUACUGUCCAACAGCAUCAAGAGGGCCUCAUGUUUUCCAUGGAUGGGCUAUAUGAUAUAAAAAGUGGGGGCUGAAGGAAAACGGAGAGGGAACUAAAAUAGGAGUCAUGUUGUAGCCUUGAAAUCUGCAAUUAAGCUCAGUCCCAAAAUGGUUAUAUCAAAUCACAUGUAGUGACACAUUCUGGAUUGAGAAGAGGAAAUGGUGAAACAUCAGGCAAAACAUAUUGAUAGAAAAGUAUCUGAUCUGUCUCUAAUACAUUUUAUUCCAGGGACCUCUCCCAUGUAGUUAGAUACCUUCAGUAAGUUGAAUGGAGCAUGGAUCUUGUGUCUUGUAAAUCUAAAAGCAUGUUGGCUGAAUUCUGUGUACCUUAGGUUGAAAUCCCUCCCCCCUCUCUAUAUAUAGGAGUAAUCCUUUAACUGAAUAUAAUGAAAUUUUCUCCCAAGUAGACAAGCACAUAAUUGUACGGUUACAGCCCAGUUACUAGAUCAUUUUUAAAAGCAAUGCUUUGUUUGAGGAGUGAGUAAUGUAUCUCCAUUUGAUUGGAGUGAGGGAUCAUGAUUCUGGGAUUAAGGCUGUUGAAUGUGUGUCCUGGGAUAUUUGGAAAGAAAGCAGAAAUGCCAGUUUAGGGAUUAUUCAGUUUAUUCUACACUUCAUCUGUUAAGCUAUCUAGAAUGCUAAAAGAGGUCAUUAAACUGUAGCUUUAGUUGAAGUUGCUGUUAAUAUAAGUGCACAAGUUUAUUUAAGGUAUGACUUUAGAAUUAAGUUAUAAUCCACUGUCAUUGUGUCCUUUAUGUUAACUAUGCAUUGAAGAUUUAAUAAAUACAUUGGCCUAUGCAAGAACUUAUGCAAAGCAAACUUGCCUUAAAACACAUUAAAAACUGCCUUGUAUUGAGUCAAAAACCAUUGAUCCACACAGCUCAGAACUGUAUGCAGAUUCUCCAUUCACUUUGAAAGAGGUCUUAUCCGAUUUAUAGUUGGAAACAUAGAAAUUGAACUUGGGUCCUUCACAUUUCUCUACUGUGGUCCCAUCCCUUAAGGGCAAAAAAGUUAUUUUAGUGUAAAACACAUCUAAAUACAUUAAUUUAUCAUCUGCUCUGCCUAAUUUUAAACAAUCUUGUAAUACCUGUUUACUCAAAUCUAAUUCUCACCUUUUUGGACUGAAUUAUCUCACCAAAAAUUAGGGUGCGUAUUAGAUUUGCAUCAUAUAGUCAUCUUAGUGCUGAGCUAAAGCCAAAGGGGAAUCUUUUUUCAGGAGCUCCUCUUUGAGGGACCUCAUUCUCAUUUCGUGGCCAUGUCUCAAUGCCAUGGGACCUUGGGAUUUCUUCUUUGGCAGAGAAAGCUCAAGACCUUGCCAAACUACAGCAUUGAACCAAAGCAAUUAAAGUGGAUUCAUUCUACAGCAUAAAUGCAUCCCAAGGUUUUUGCUUUCUGUUGCCGGAAGCUUUGGUGUUCAAACACUUUUGUGUUUUAAAGGAGAAAUUCUAAACAUGUAGCAACUGUAAUCCACACCUUUUUUUGUCCAAAUGCCAAAGAGGGCACAUGUCCCCCCCACUGCACAUUACAUUUGCCAGGAAAUGAUUUUUUUUUUUUAGUUUCAGAGUUUUAAAAAUAGAAAUGUGCAUUAGAUUUGAUGACCCAUUGGAUUCGAGUAAAUACGGGGUAUAUGCUGAUAUACUUUGCAUAUAUGCAUUUUCUUACUAUGGGCUUUGGCACUUGCUCUGCCCUGACUUACAAAUAAAAGUUGUGAUCCUAUUGGUAUUGCCCAUUUUCCAGGGAUGAGCAGUGAUGGUGAAAGAAGGUGGACACAAUCUGCAGGGGCCAAGUGUUGCAUUUACAAUGGCAUAACGUUUGAAAUGUGUUAUGCCAUUCAAAUAACGUUUGAAUUAUGUUUGAAAUUAUAUUUUUAAUUCAUAAUGUAUUUUAAUAGUUUUAACUGUUUUAUGUGCUGUUUUAUAUUGGUUUGUAUGAGCAUCUAAUUGUUGCCACUGUUGUAAGCCGUCCUAAGUCCCUUCGGGUGAGAAGGGCGGGAUAUAAAUGUGAGAAAUAAAAUGAGAAAUAAACAACAUACCAGUAGAGUUCUGCUCAAACUACCUCUAUAUUUAUCCUACAAUUCCUGACCUUUGAAUUAUACAAGAUUUUUUUAAUGUUUCUAAAAACCUGAUGUUAGGAAAAAGUUAAGUGAGCUCUCUUGGGAAACCAUGUUCUACCUGAGAUGUUUUUAAAGUCCAGCAAUUAUCGGGCAGGAGCAAGCAGGCAUUGGUCAAUUUGUGGAACUGCCCAAAAGAAAUCUUGAUUUUUUUUUUAGCAUGACUUCCAUUUCAACUUACUGGACACUAUUUCCUAUCUACAGGUUUAUCACUUGGGCUUUGAUUUUGUCAUCUUUCAUAAGCUGAAUAGGAGUAACCCUGGUGAAUGCCUGGAUGAUGACAGGCUUCUAGGGGAACCUGAGUGCUUUAUAAAAUAGUAUUGAUAUUUCACUUGGUAGCAUCCUUUUUUCAGCAUCAAUAUUCUAUCCUUUGUUUGAACUUCUGCCUCAUGAUGUUAUGAACCACUAUAUAAAGAGGCCUGUCAGUCAGGAGAAGCUAGCCUCUUGUGGAUAUUAAAUCUGACAUUUCCCAUGAGAACUCCUGAGAUGCAUGUGUUAAUUUAAUUUAAAAUAAAAUAAAAUAGACAAUAGAAUUGCUUGAGUUACGGUUUCAAUUGAGGUCCACCUUAAAAUGGGGGCACGGAAAGAGCCUCCCCGAAGAUUGAGUGAAUUCAGUCGGGCGUCCCCUGGGCAACGUUUCUUGUAAGCGGCCGAUCUUUCCACCCCAAAAGCAUUGGAUGAAUGGAUGAAUACCAAAGGUCUUUAUCAAGACCAUUGCUAACGAUUAUGUCUAUUAAUAUAGAAGGUUUGUCACCUGCUAAGGAAGAACUAUUAGCCAAAAUGUCUGAGGACAUCUCAUGUGACAUCCUAUGUAUACAGGAAACACACAGAGACAUUACAAUGAGAAGACCAAAAAUUCUUGGAAUGCAGCUGGCAGUGGAACGACCUCACAGACAAUAUGGCAGUGCCAUUUUUGUAUGAUCUGGUGUAGCAAUCUCUGCAACUUCCCUCACAGAAGUGAACAACAUUGAAAUCUUAUCUGUGGAACUUGAUAGUUGCACCGUAUCAUCACUCUAUAAACCACCUGGUGCUGAUUUCUAUUUUACACCCCCAACCAGUUGCCACAAUCAUGAAGCCCAUUUUGUUGUGGGAGAUUUCAAUAGCCACAGCUAUUGAUGAUAGAAAUGGCGAAGCAGUUCUAACGUGGGCCGACAAUAGUAGAAUGAGCCUCCUUCAUGACAGUAAAUUACCACCAUCAUUUAAUAGCGGCCGAUGGAAGCGUGGUUAUAACCCUGAUCUGAUUUUUGUAAAGGAAAGCAUAAGCCACCAAUGCACCAAAAGGGUAUUAAACCCAAUACCUAACACACAACACAGACCAAUAUGCUGCGUAGCAUAUUCAGCUGUAAGACCGAAAAGUGUCCCAUUCCGCAGAAGAUAUAACUUCAAUAAAGCUAACUGGACAAAGUUUACAGAGACCUUGGAAGCUGCUAUUUCUGAUAUAGAACCUUCUAUAGAAAAUUAUGACCUGUUCGUAGAAGCUGUGAAAAGAUCCUCAAGGCUCUCAAUCCCUAGAGGCUGUCGCACAAGCUACCUACCAGGCCUAAAUGAAGAAUCACUAAAUCAGCUACAAGAAUAUCUCAGAUUAUUUCAAGAGAACCCAUAUAGUGAUGGGACUAUAGCAGCAGGCCAAAAACUAUCUACAGCCUUAGCUAAUGCUAAGAAAGACCGUUGGAUAGAGCUGCUUGAGAACCUGGACAUGUCCAAGAGUAGCCGAAAAGCCUGGCAAUUGCUGAGACGCCUGGAUAGUGACCCCCUGGUCAACCCUGGACUCGCAAACGUGACACCAGAUCAGAUAGCUCACCAGCUAAUUCAGAAUGGGAAAACCAACUGCAGCAGAGUAAAGAUGAAAAUCAACAGGGUGCCAGAACUUGAAACCUACCAGUUGUCUUCUCCUCUAAACCUGAAAGAACUCAGAGAAGCCAUCAAGCGAUGUAAGACUGGUAAAGCACCUGGCCUAGAUGACCUGAUGAUGGAGCAAAUCAAACACUUGGGGGCCAAAGCUGAAAACUGGCUUUUGAAAUUCUACAAUCAAUGCCUGGCACACAAACAGAUUCCCAGAGCAUGGAGGAAAACUAAGAUAAUUGCCAUCUUAAAACCUGGUAAAGAUGCCUCCAAUGCCAGGAACUACCGACCAAUCUCCCUCUUAUGUCAUCUAUAUAAAGUCUAUGAGAGGAUGCUAUUAAAUCGACUAGGACCUGUUAUCGAACCCAAGCUUAUUGCACAACAAGCAGGUUUCAGACCAGGGAAAAACUGUACAGGUCAAAUUCUUCAUCUGACUGAGCAUAUUGAGGAAGGCUAUGAGAAAGGCUGCAUCACGGGAACAGUCUUUGUGGACCUUACGGCAGCCUAUGACACGGUGCAACAUAGAAAAAUGCUGCAUAAAGUCUACCAUAUCACCCGGGACUUUGACUUUACAAAAACUGUCCAGACCCUCCUAGAAAACCGCAGCUUCUAUGUGGAGUUUCAGGGCCAGAAAAGCAGAUGGAGGAGGCAAAAGAAUGGUUUACCCCAAGGCAGCGUUCUUGCACCAACCUUAUUUAACAUCUUCACAAACGAUCAGCCACUACCACCACUCACAAAGAGCUUUAUAUAUGCUGAUGACCUUGGCCUUACAACACAAGCAAAAGAUUUUGAAACAGUUGAAAAGCAACUCACCAAUGCCUUGAAAGACCUCUCCAGCUACUACAAAGAGAACCACCUGAAGCCUAACCCUUCCAAGACACAAGUGUGUGCUUUCCACCUACGUAACCGCGAAGCCAACAGGAAACUGAAAGUUACUUGGGAAGGCCAAGAGCUCGAACACUGUUUCCAUCCUAAAUACCUUGGUGUCACCUUAGACCGAACACUAACAUAUAGGAAACACUGCACGAACACCAAGCACAAAGUAGCUGCACGCAAUAACAUCCUGCGGAAACUGACUGGCAGCGCAUGGGAAGCAGACCCACAAGAAAUAAGAACAUCAGCCCUGGCCUUGUCUUUUUCAACUGCAGAGUAUGCCUGUCCUGUUUGGCACAAGUCUGCCCAUGCGAAGCAGGUGGACAUAGCACUGAAUGAAACAUGCAGAAUCAUCACGGGAUGCCUUAAACCUACACCUGUUGAUAAACUCUACAAGUUAGCUGGCAUUGCCCCUCCUGACGUGCGACGGGAAGUUGCUGCUAACGGUGAGAGAAAAAAGGUCGAACAUUGUGAAAGCCACCCACUGCAUGGCUAUCACCCUCCUCCCACCAGACUCAAAUCAAGGAAGGGCUUCAUGAGAACCACCACUCCUCUUGAUGUUCCUCCAGCAACAGCAAGGGUGUCCCUCUGGGCAGCUAAACCUGGCAAUUCUAACUGGAUGGCCCCCCAAGAGGGUCUUCCUCCAGGGGCAAACCAGGAAUGGGCAACUUGGAAGUCCCUGAACAGACUCAGAAGUGGAGUGGGCAGAUCAAAAGACAACUUGGCAAGGUGGCACUACCUGGAGGAAUCCUCCACCUUGUGUGACUGUGGAGCUGAACAAACAACUCAGCAUAUGUAUGCUUGCCCACAAUGCCCUGCCUCAUGUACGGAGGAGGAGUUGUUUAAAGCUACAGACAAUGCGGUUGCUGUUGCCCGCUUUUGGUCCAAAACUAUUUAGUUGCUUGUGAUUUCUUUUCUUUUUUUAAUUUUAUUUCCAUUAUUUGAAAUGUAUUUGCUGUACCAAUGCUUUUGACACGAAAUAAAUAAAAUAAACCUUAAAAUGGCAGCAUUUCAGUAUCAUAAUUAAGUAAUUGAGAUUCAGUGCUGGAUCAGUCAUUCUUGGAGCAUUUUAAACCACUCUAAGGUGCUGACUGAUUUUGUUGUAUGAUCACUUACAGCUGGCAUAGAGUCCUAUGGAGUGAUCACCAUGAUUUCUUCAUGGUAUCUUUAGCCUGCAGAAGAGAAGGUUGAGAGGAGACAUGAUAGCCAUGUUAAAAUAUUUGAAAGGAUGUCAUAAGGAAGAAGAAGCAGGGUGUUUUCUGUCACCCUGGAGAGUAGGACUCAGAGCGAUGGGUUCAAAUUACAAGAAAGGAGAUUCCACCUGAACAUGGAGAAGAACUUCCUGACCGUAAGAGCUGUUCAACAGUGGAACUCUCUGUUUCAGAGAGUGGUGGAAGCUCCUUCCUUGGAGGCUUUUAAAUAGAGACUGGAUGGCCAUUUGGCAGAUGAACUUUGAAUGUGUUUUUCCUACAUGGCAGGGAGUUGGACUAGAUGGCCCAUGCGGUCUCUUCCAACUCUAUGACUUAAUUUUUAGUUUAUUUUCUCUCCACUGGAAAGAAAAAUCUUGUCUGCGCCACAAUCAAGCAAGCUGUGCAUUUAUAACACUAUGUAACACAAUUUUUGUUCCUGAGUUAAAAAUGUCAUUUCCUAAUUGGGUCUAUCAUAAAAACAUCAAAAAAGUUUAUUAAACUGCAAAAACUUUGUUUUUGCAGGACAUCCUGCAGCACAUUUUGCUAUAGUUUUUCAAUGAAUAUCUCAUAGAAUCUCAACCAACUUAACAUUGUUUGUGGCAGCCACAACAACAUAGUUUCUGGAGUAUAAACAACUACUUUCAAAGUAAGUACUGCACAGUUAAACAGGAAAUAACACUUUCAGAUGAGGAAAUUGUGGUACAUAGUGUAAUAGCUCUGCAGUGGACUAUGUUUAUAUCUGGCUAUAUGCUCUCUUUAAUUGCUGCUAAAUUGAAACUGAGCCCUGUCUUUACAUAGUAAUGAGUUCUGCUAUCCCUUACAAAUACAUAUGGCUCUUGAGACACUUGAGUGUACUACUGAAGAACGGGAUCAUUAAUUCCUCCAAAUAUUUAACCUUUUGUAUGGGAAAGAAUGCUCAUUAGAAAGUUGCCAAUGAAAUCUGAGAGGGUUGGUUUUUGCAGAGUUGACCAAGAAACAAAGCAAUCUCUGUGUGAGCAUCCACAGAACAAGAGAACCAAGAAGCAGAAAAUGAUGAUGUUUUUUCAGAAAUACAACCAGCUCUUAGAGCUUUAGGUAUACUCUCAGGUGUAGUAUUCAAACAACUAUACUAGACAGCUCUAAGAGUUCCUGAUGUACCUUUGAUGUAUUUAGCAAAUGUUUUGAAAGGUGUUCCUUGUUUGUCUUUGCAACAACUCUAUGAAGUUGGUUACUAUGGUAUAUUUCUCUAGAAAUGAUAUAGAAUAAUAUUGUAGUACCCACAGCCACAAAACAAAUCUGUGGUAUGGUCAUGGCUUUAUUUGGAUCUGUCCAAAUUCAAGCUGCUAUAAUUGUUCCCAGAUUUCUAGCUAAUAUGGAAGGGUCAGAGCUAAUUUGGCUUUUUCUUCACUUGUACUGCAUGUAAAAUUGUCAUGGAAAGUUUUUUAUGUUGUGUGCCUUCAAAUCAUUCCUGACUCAUGGCAAACCAUGGGGGUUUCUUGGCAAAAUUUGGUCAUAAAAAGUUUGCCUUUGCCCUCUUCUGAGGCUGAAAGAGUGUGACUUGCGCAAAGGAACCCAGUGGGUUUCCACAGCUGAGUGUGGAUCCAAAUGUAGGUUUUCAGGGUUGUAGGCUCAAACCACUAUACCAAACUGACUCCCCAGAACAGCAGAAAAGGGGAAUCCAGUAUCCACUGUCAGGAGAAAAAAAUAUGGCAGAAGUAACAAAAAACAGAGAUCCUCAGUAUGGCCAAAGUCUAUUUAUUAUAGAAAAAGCUGUUCUUUUUGGAAAUUGUGCUAUUCUGGUUCAGAGGCUCAUACGUUAGCACUGUAGGCAUAGAAUGGUUUAUCUUAACAGUACAGAAGAUUACUGGAAGACUAUUUGGAUGAGGUAGGGAGAAGAUUGUGAGGAAGAUGGACUAGUUACAAUGGAGCAAGUAAGAAACAUGAUGUGAGAUACGGGGUGACUCAGAAUUCCUUGGUCCUGUGAGGAAGGAGUUCCUGGAUAAGAGUGCCAGGUUGUGCAUGAUAGGGGGUUGGUCUAGAUGUCCCUUGUGGUCCCUUCCAACCCUACGAUUCUGUGAUUCCAUAAAUGGAAAAGAGGCAGUGGCAGGGGUGAGGCUAAUUGGUCUCCCUGGUGGCAGUAAAAAGGUACAGGAGUGAGAGACUAUUGUGUCCAAUUAAAUAGUUAAUAGUACAGUAGAAGCCACCUGCCCUCUGUGUCCCCAUGGCAGAAGGAACACAAAUGAGCUUGUUCUAAUUAUCCCUCUGGCAAACACAACCUACCAGCCAAGGGAAAAGAGCACCUGUCAUCUGCGGCCUCAUCCACACAUGUUUCAGGGAGGGAGGGAGGGGCAGAGGGAUUUGAGCCUUUAUUAUAUGUUGAGCUCAUGUAAAACACUUCUUACUAUGCCUUAAGCUUUCAUGCUCCUCUCUCUUGUAACAAAGCUGGCUAAAAUAGCUGAAUGAGAAAAAACCAGUAAGCUUUAGCUCCCUUUCCUGGCCCUGAGUGACUCCAUUGCUUUACAUCUGAAAAGAAUGUUUAGGUGCUGUGUAAGUAAAACUCAGCCAAUUAAAACCCAAUAUAAUAACUUUUACCUUUAUUGGAGGCUGAAACCAAAUUAAGGGUGCACCUUGACAUGCCUUUUAAUAGUUGUGAAGCCAGAUUCGCUCUGUGGCCUUUACUUGAUGCAUGGAGCUGAUCAGGCAGUAACACAGACCAAGACUGUUUAAUGUGUUCUCUCUGCUUGGUCUCAUGCUGGAAAGCACAGCCUGAUGCUACUUGGCACUCAAGACUCUUAUAGCUCCAAGAAGUCUGUUGCCUUUUCUGGAAAUACUAGAGCCCUGCUGAACUGUAUUUCUAUUUCUUCCUUCAGACUGAAUAAUGGACUCAUAGUCUACAACCGCUUUCUGCUUUGUACUCUUUCACGCCUCUAUCAAGUAAAUAAAGUUAUCAAAGUUAGGAAGAUUAGAUUUUGGAAUCUUGCCAGAGACAUAAUGUAUUUCUCAUUAUCCAACCUCGCCCCUUUCACAUAAUGUAGCAUUUAUAUAAUCACAUCCCAAGCAUUUCAGGUAAUUCACGUACACUGUUUCAGAGACCCUCACAACCAUUCUGCAAGCCAGGUCAGUAUAAUGUAUCUACAUAUUACUAGAGAAGGAGUGGAGGUUGGAAUUCUAGCAGUUUGGGUAAGGUUUUCACAUGUGAGUUUCUGAUUAAGUAGAGAUUUGAACAGGGCACAUCUCAGCUCAGUUCUUUUGAAAAGGUAUUCACAAAAGUAAGAAGUAAGGAGUCGACAUCUCAGGGUAGACACCUUGGCUCCUAGGGAGGGUUCAGGCUUGAUUUCCACUAGGAUCCAUUUGUUUUGCUGUUUUUUGCAGUUCACACUAUUCAUGGAAUUUUUCUCCAGCACCAUAUUUCAAAUGUGUUAAUUCGCUUCACCAUCCAGCUCCCUGCCUUGCCCUGCCGCCCUUCCUCCUAAUCCAUCACCUAAAAGUGGUAGUCCCAAGAUAUUAUACGUGUAUUAUCAAUUUUGCUGUCACUGCUGAGACAAAGUCCUUUACAAUUCUCACUUCAUCUUGCAAAAAGCUCAGCUCAAGUAGUUGAUAACAUAUGCCCUUUAUUUUAAAUCAGAUAAAUAAUAUAAAUAAUGGAAGUGUCAUCUUCUCCAUAUCAAAUUCUCUGCAUCUUUUCCAGAGUUGUAGUUGUGCUGCCACGCCAUUUCAAAAUUUUGAAGAUAAUUUUAUUAUGAUGGAUCACAGAUGGAGAUGCCGUGACUGUACAUUGAUUUCACUAAGCUGCUUCAGACUGUUGCACCAAAAAAAAAUCUAUUUUAACUGCAGAGACAGCAGCUUUUGAUCCAUGAAUGUGUCCAUGAUUACUGUAUGAACCUGUCAGAAACUGAGGACAUAGCAUGGAAAGUAGUCUGCAUAAAGAUAUUUCAAAGACAAUCAGUCAUUGCUGAUUACCUAUUGGACAUUUUGUCAAAAUAGUGUUGUUUCAGAUCUAAAUCUAAUUACUGGUCCCAAAUGAAAUAGGCCGAUUGAAUAAAUGCCAUUUACAUAUAUGUUGACUUACAACUCAGCAGGUAUACUCUCGUUGGAACUUGAAGUGAGAUUUUGAAAUAAUGUAUUUUAUAUUUUCUACAAAACUGUUUUAAACAUUGUUUGGAUUCUUACAGCUCAGAGAAUCAACCACUUCUAUCAUUUCAUAAAAUUAUAGCAAGGAUGUACAGUGGGACCAUAAGUUCCAAUUUUCUGACCACCAGACAUGCUAGUCAAGUGACCAUUGGUUGCCCCGAAAAUCAGGAGAUCAUCAGGUUGCUGGCUCUUGUUUAAUAGCCAGGAUAAGACAGUAGCUAUCUUCCAGAAAACAGCUUACAGAAGAGCAUACAGAAGGAAAUAUUAACACCAUUCACCAUGUUCUUUAAGUGACAUAUGUCCAGAUGAAGUUAUGGUGUACAUUCAAUCUGUUCAUAGAUCUAAGGGUAGGAGGAAGUGUGAGCAACUGGGACAUUACAACAGCAGCCGAAAGAACAGGGCAAAUUGGGACGGUUGAAAGAUAUGGCAUGUAUACAGAUAUUUUCCUUACAAGUAAUCAAUACACAACCUGACAUCUCUAGGGAUUUGGAUGCCGUUUUCUCUCUCAUUCCCUCUGUCUUUCUGCUAGCAACUAAGAUAAAGUAGUGGUCCAUCUGAAAUCAGGUGGAAUGAGAUGGGAUUUAGCACGGGGGCAGAGAACCAGGGCCUUCAGGUAAGGCCUUUAAGAGUUGUUUGUAGUUUUCUAUGUGUUGUGUGCAACUUCCUUGAUACAAGCUAAUAUUUAGCACUGCGACAUUUUCCCCAAUCUAAGGCCUUACCACAGUGCUCAAUGGGUAUACUGACCACUACGAGGCAAAGAUUCAGCUACUUGAAGUAGCCUCAUAACCAUUUGGAUUCCCUUUGCAUUGGAGGGGUAUAGAUAGAAUGUAUAUGCCCUUCUGUCCUCUAUCCACAGAUUAUACACCUAUGGAUUCAAGCAACCAUGACUUAAAAUAUGAAGGGGGAGGGAAUCCCAAAAGCAGAUCUUUAUUUGGCCACAUUCUGAUAUGUAGGCAUGCUCUAGUUUGCCUCCCACUAUUUCACACAUCCUCAGGCUCUCUCUGGCACUCAUUUGCCAUUUUGCAGUGCCUUUGCAUCAGAGUUCUGCAUCCAUGGAUUUUGGUAUCCACAGAAGGUUCCUGGAACCAAAUCCCAAAGGAUCCUGAAGCCCACUGUACAGAGACUUGUCAUUUCUAUCUAGGCUUUAGAAUUGUUCCCUGGAGUAUUUAUGGUAUGGAUGCACUUGCAUAAAAGUAAUUGCUGUUUAGGUAUUUUGGUUUAGAGCAUAUAAAAUAAUAUAAACACAGGUGCGCACACCCAUAUGCAUAACUGCAGGCUACGUGAGACAUUUUCUCAAGCCUGGGAGGAGACACAUAAGGAAUCCAGCUAAUCAGCAGUUUGAUGCCCAGAUAAACUUCUCUUUUGGCUGUAUCCCACUUACAGUACUCCCUAGAACUGGCUAGGUAUGUGUUGUGCUUGGCUUCACAUUGUACUGAGCGAGCAUUUGGCUGCUGUGUUUCCUUACUCCUGAGCUGGCACAGGUAUGAAAGAUAUAAAUUCACAAGAUGCCAGUUGCAACCUAAAAAUAUACGGAGAUUUAUUGGGACAAGCUUGGCAAAUAAGGAAAAGGGCUUUAAAGUCCCAGAACCUGUCAGGCAACCCUCUUGGGCCCUCUGGCAUUAAGAUAUGCUCUACGAUGUCAAGGCCACUAGUGAGAAAUGAGCACAUCAGUAUUCAGACAGCAUUUUGCUUAGUUUUCUACCCAGAUGAACAGGAUGGCUUAACAUACUGCACAAUCUGCAGACUUUGGCGAGUUGUGCUGUGAUAAAUUCCAAAAUGCAGUUGCUUAUGAUGACAGCAUUUACAACCAAAUCCACAAGAAAAGUUAAAAAAAAAAUACAAGUAGCUGCCUUUAUCUGUGCCUAUCACAUAUGCAGUAGUACUUACCAGAAUACCCAAUUUCGUAAAUAUUGAUGUAGUAGUAGGGCCACAGAUCUAUGGAAUUGGCCCUGGGUCUCUAGAUUUGGCUGUUAUCAAUGGACCUCAAGGCAAUUGAAAGAAGUCUCAGAGUGAAAAUUCUGCUUUGAAAGGUUUGUGUAUAGUCCUAAAUUGUUAGAAAUGGAGGGUGUAAAAAACUGAAUAACUUCUGCUUUGCAACUGUGACUGAUGUUUAAUAUGUAAUGCUUUGAUGGUAUCACCAGGAGCUUCCCAUGCAACAUCACCAGGACCCACCUCCUAGCUCCCAUGUUUUUGCUCUGAAUUCUCAAGAGAUGACAUAAUCUUGAUUAGUAACCCUAACACUCAGCAUUAUGUGCUUGGGAUAAAACUGCAUGAGAAAGAAAAGGUUGGGACACAAUAGUUCCCCAAAUAGCACAAGAACACAUUUUAAUGCUUUCUGAAACGUCCUUUCCUCAACAGAGUAUUACCAUAUCUUCUGACUGUCCCAAUGUUUUAAAAAUAAUCCUAAUAAUCCUCUGUUUUUAAAGUGUCUUCUUUACUGCCUUCUGUUCCCAUUUCCCCCUUUGGCCUCAGAUUAUUUCAGUUGAGUCAAAUUGAGUUCAAAGUACAAAAGUAGCUUCUGCUGAAUUAACUCACGAGGGGAGGAAUGUUGCCCUUCCCAGUAACCUGAGGGAGAAGCAAACUGCUGCAGCUUCUCCUCGCUUUGUGUGCUCCCUCAUUAAUAAUAUUUGCCAUUUGACUACAUUCUUGCUUGGCCAGAUAUGUCCCAUUUUCAAAUGUGAAAUGUGGAUUAAAUACCCUAAAGGCUCCUGAUCCCAUCUGAUUUUAGAAAUGAAGCAGGUUCUGUUCUGAUAGAUACUUGGAUGGAAGACCACCAAUGAAAAUCAGAUGUUGUAGGUUAGAUUUUAGAGAGAGGAACUGUUGAAGCCACCUUUAUUCCUUACCUCAUAAAACACAGGUGACUUAAAAUCAUAGAUGGUACUCACCCUCUGACAUUGUAGAUACUCAUAGGUAGCAAAUAUGGCAUUGCCUUUUUGAACUACUAGUUCUUACCAGGAGUAGAUAUUUUCUAAAGUUCAUGCAUUUUAAUUUCCUGUUCAAGACUGACCCAGUUAUAAUACUUUGCAUUAAAACAACGAUGUGUCAUUGCAUGAUGUAGCUAAGCUCAGAGGAAAAAAGGGAAGCCUCAGUGGAUUAGUAGGUGAAGUCAUGGCCACUGUAAAGCAGUGGUUCCCAACCAUUUUUUGACCAGGGCCCACUUGAACAAGGGCCACUUUGACCAGGGUCCACUCUCCAACAUUAGUGCCAAAAGGGUUAUGAAUCAAUUUUUGGUCAACUUUAGAAUCAGUCUGGUUAUUUGGGGUGCUGGUUCAGAAAAUUGCAUUGGAUAGACCACAUUAGCUCUAGUUUCUGAUACAGAACAUAUGCCAUCCAGUAGUUGCCAUCUGCUCGCCCACAGAAAACCAUAUUUAAUAAUCUAGAUCUAAUGUGGUCUGUCCAAUACAAUGGUCAGCUCUGUAGAAAUGAAUGGAAAUAAAAUUAAUAAAAUAAAUAAAGAGGAAGGAAGUUUGCAGACUGGAUUUUUUUUUGUGGCCCACAGGUUGAGAACCAGUGCUGUAAAGUUAAACAUCCUUGGCUUUAAACCAUUACCUAAGGAGCUGAAACACGCUUGCAUUCAGCUGUCUAUAAAUCCUGCUCUCCCCUAGACUAGUCAGUCAGACUAUUGUACCAAAUAGUGGUAGGUGGGCGGGGAGAUACCUCUAAAUUCUGUACCAAAUAAACUAACAUCUGUAUAGUCUGCACCAAGAAAAAAAAUCUCUGCAAUCAAUUUGCAUAAAUUAUACAAAUUGAUAUGUACUGUAUACUUUUUUAAACUGUGUCAUCAUUGACAUGAUUGACAAACACAGUCAUUGGCAGGAAAGAGUGGUCCCUUGAUUGCUAGACGCCUGGAUCAACCACCCUGUGAUCUACAAGGUUGCAUCAUUUUUCUUUAAAAAAAACAUUAAAAUAUUGAAAAUAAGAUUCUCUGGAAGCUGAAUUUGCAUUUUUCAGAAUUUAAACUUACUCAAGAGGAUACAGGUGUGAGUAAUUUUGAAUUGUGCUAGUUUUUGUAGCAUAUUCUGUCUGUUUACUUUGGUAGUCCCAUCAUCACAACUUCAUUUCAGGUAGAGUAAUCUUCAUCUCAUCCCCUAAGAGAUAGCGACCCAAAGGAUAAGGUUGGGAAGAGGAAAGCGGAGGUCUGUGUCCAGCCCAGAAGCCCCAAUUAUGUGCAGAGACUGGCAAAAAGGUACAACUUAUAAAACUGAUUUUAGUGCUAAACCUGGAAUUGUUAUACUUGGUGAGACACAACACUUGGUUAGUUGGGCUACAGUGUAUGUGAAGUUUUUCUGAUUGAAAGGAUUCUUACAAAACAUUGUCAAAACACUUGCUCUGAGUAUUCUUAACACUUUUUGGGCUCCUCAAGUCAUGAUAAAUCAUAAAUCAUGAGGUCUUUUUAGCAAUUAAGUAGUGUAUCUGAAAGACAACAAGUCCCAUUGAUCUUGGAGGCCAAGCAGGGUCAGCACUAGUUAGUAUUUGGAUAGGAGACUGCAAUGAAUGACAAGUGCUGUAGGCUAAGUUUCAGAGGAAGGAACUGGCAAAACCACUUCUCACUAUUCCUUUCCCACUGAAAUUUAUGGGGUUGCAUAAGUCACCAGGCAACACGAAGGCACAUCCAAACACAGUGUACUUCAAGGUAAUUAAAACAAUUGCCACUUUAAAAAAUUGACAUUAGACAAUGAACAUGAGAAAUUUAUUAAGACAAAUGCAAUUGACUUGUACACAUGCUUUUUAAUGGGUGUUUCUGUUUUCAAAUUACAUUUUUGUAAUGACUAAUGUCCCAACAGUAAAACGAUAUUGGAAGGGCACUGACAUGCUUUGCAAACUACUGUGCCCUUCUGAGAACAGGGACACGAAGAUUUGUAUAAAUGAGUAUCCUUUUGGCUUUCAUGUUUGAGUUUGGGGAAAGCUGCAAUGUCUUUCCUUGCCUUCGUAACCCACCUGCUAGAAUUCUUCACCCAUUCAAUCUGGUUUUGCCUAAGUGACUGAGAUCACAUCAAAUACUGUUUUGUAAGAACAAAAUCAUUUGCAUGACCCGAGUUCUCCUCUGCAGAAAAACACAUGUUUUAUUUACAUAUUUCCUUGCUUCUUUAUUUUAUAAAAUUUCUGUAAGAAAUAAGUUUGAUUGGGCUGCAAAGGCAGGGUACUGAUGAGUAACACUGGAUGGAGAUGCUACGGGUGAUUAUCUGCUGCUGUCUUCCAUCUAGUUCUAUUACCAGCACUGAUUUACACUGCCAAGGCUUUAAAGUGAAAACCUGCAGCUUGGGGACGUACAAUGAGAAAUGUUUUGUUUGCAAUGCCAAGGACAUGGCCACUGCAUAUAUUUAUCAGUAAGUAUGGUAACUGCAAGCAGCCUAAAUAUCCUAAAGGCACCAGAUUCCACCUGAGCUUGGACACUAAGCAGAGUCAUGCUUAAUUAAAAUUUGGGUGGAAGACCACCAACAAAUACCAGGUUGUGCGAGCUAUGUAUCAUUGGAAGGAGCUGGCAAAACCACUUCUGGGUAUUCCUUGCCUAAAGAAACCCUAUAAAACCCAUGGGAUCACCAUAAGUUGAGAAGCUAUUUGAUAGCACACGCAUACACACACAUAAUGUCUGCAUUCUUUGACAAGUGAAAAUUAUGUAUGUGUUCAAUGUGUUGUCGAAGGCUUUCAUGGCCGGGAUCACAGGAUUGUUGUAUGUUUUCCGGGCUGUAUGGCCAUGUUCUAGAAGUAUUCUCUCCUGACGUUUUGCCCACAUCUAUGGCAGGCAUCCUCAGAGGUUGUGAGGUAUGCCUCUGAGGAUGCCUGCCAUAGAUGUGGGCGAAACGUCAGGAGAGAAUACUUCUAGAACAUGGCCAUACAGCCCGGAAAACAUACAGCAACCCUAUGUAUGUGUUCAUUCCAAAGGCUGAGUGGCCUCACUGUCCAUCUUGUGUUAGGAUAGUAGAAAAAGGAGGACAAGAUCAUCCUCCUGGGGACUUUAAUGCGAAAGUCGGAAGGGACUCCAACCUGUGGCCGGAGAUCAUAGGAAAAGACGGGGUUGGAAACAGCAACUCAAAUGGCAUCUUGCUUCUCACCAAAUGCGGAGAGCACAACCUUGUCAUCACCAACACGCUCUUCCGCCAGAAAAACAAGCUCAAGACAUCAUGGAAGCACCCUCGGUCAAAGCAUUGGCACCUCUUGGACUUUGUUAUCACAUGUGCCAGAGACUGCCGCGAUGUGCUUCUCACAAGAGCCAUGACAAGUGCUGAUGACUGCUGGAUGGACCACAGGUUAAUCCAAUCCACAAUGGCUAUCAAGAUCGUCCUCAAACACAGACUCCAAGGAAGAAAAACAAGGCGCAAAAUGAACACCCAAGCCCUUCAGGAGCCCUCCAAACGAGCCCUUCUCCAAACAACACUCAAGGAUCAUCUACCCACAGAACAUCCCGAAAAUGUUGAGGAACUUUGGAACAAACUGAAGACCUCCAUCAUCACAGCCUGCGAAGAAACCAUUGGAUACCAAACUAAGAAACAUCAAGACUGGUUUGAUGAUAACGACAUCCAACAGCUAAUCGAUAAGAAAAGGAAAGCCUUCCAAACAUGGCAGAGAGACACCAACUGUGCUGCCAAGAAAAAGAUCUAUGCCAGUGCAAAAGCUGAGGUCCAAAGAAGGACCAGAGAACUCAAGAACAUCUGGUGGACAAAGAAGGCUGAAGAAAUCCAACACCUUGCAGAUACCCAUGACGCUCAGGGAUUUUUCAAAGCCACAAAGAUAAUCUACAGACCAAGAAACCAUGGCAUACAGCCUCUACGCUCAUCAGAUGGAACCAAAAUUCUGAAGGACAAAACAUCAAUUGCACUACGUUGGAAAGAGCACUACCAGAACCUGCUGAAUCGCAGCUCCACUGUGGCCGAAGAGACCCUCUCACAAAUCCCGCAACAACAAACCAGGGAUGAGCUUGCAGCACUGCCUAGUUUGGAAGAAGUCAGCAAUGCCAUCAGCCAACAAAAAAACAACAAAGCCAGCGGACCUGAUGGGAUUCCUGCUGAAGUCUUCAAAGAGGGUGGACCUGAGCUGAUACAACAACUCCACCAGCUCAUUGAAAAGGUGUGGAUGACCGAGAAAAUCCCAGCUGACUUCAAGGAUGCCACCAUCAUCACCCUUUUCAAGAAAGGGGACAGAACAGACUGCGGGAACUAUCGUGGUAUCUCCCUUCUAACCUCCACCAGGAAAAUCCUCGCAAGAAUCCUUGCAAACCGCCUUCUCCCUGUUUCAGAAGACACCCUCCCAGAAUCCCAGAAUGGCUUCCGUCCCUCCAGAGGAACAGUGGACAUGAUCUUCACUGCUCGACAGCUCCAAGAAAAAUGCAGGGAACAAAACCAACCUCUGUACAUGGCAUUCAUUGACCUUGCAAAGGCAUUCGACACAGUGAAUCGCAGCGCUCUCUGGACCAUUCUCCAAAAAAUCGGGUGCCCUGACAAAUUUGUGAACAUCCUGCGGCUCCUCCAUGAUGACAUGAUGGCAACAGUCUUGGACAGCAACGGCUCCCAAAGUGACCCAUUUAAGGUGGAAUCAGGUGUCAAGUAGGGAUGUGUUAUUGCCCCUAUCUUAUUUUCCAUCUUCAUCGCUAUGAUACUUCACCUUGUUGAUGGGAAGCUUCCCACCGGAGUGGAAAUCAUCUGUCGGACAGAUGGCAAGCUAUUUAACCUCAGCAGACUGAAAGCCAAAACCAAGGUCACCACAACAUCUGUUAUAGAACUCCAAUAUGCUAAUGACAACGUAGUUUGUGCGCAUUCAGAAGAAGACCUACAAGCCACUCUAAACACCUUUGCAGAAGCAUACGAGAAGCUCGGCCUCUCAUUGAACAUCGAGAAAACCAAAGUGCUCUUCCAACAGGCACCAGCUAAUCCCUCUGCAAAGCCAGGAAUACAGCUUAACGGUGUAACAUUAGAAAACGUUGACCAUUUCCGCUACCUUGGCAGCCACCUCUCCACAAAAGUCAACAUCGACACUGAAAUACAACACCGCCUGAGCUCUGCGAGUGCAGCAUUUUUCUGUAUGAAGCAGAGAGUGUUUGAUGACCGGGACAUCCAUAGAGAUACCAAGGUGCUUGUUUAUAAAGCCGUUGUCCUCCCAACCCUGCUCUACGCCUGCGAAACGUGGACUGUGUACAGACGUCACACCAAACUCCUGGAGCAUUUCCAUCAGCGUUGCCUCAGGAAAAUCCUGCAAAUCUCUUGGGAAGACAGGCGGACAAAUGUCAGCGUGCUGGAAGAAGCAAAGGCUACCAGCAUUGAAGCGAUGCUCCUACGCCAUCAACUCCGCUGGACUGGCCACGUUGUCCGAAUGCCCGAUCACCGUCUCCCAAAGCAGCUCCUCUACUCCGAACUCAAGAAUGGGAAACGUAAUGUUGGUGGGCAGGAAAAGAGAUUUAAAGAUGGGCUCAAAGCCAACCUUAAAAACUGUGGCAUAGACAUUGAGAACUGGGAAGCCCUGGCCCUUGAGCGCGCUAAUUGGAGGUCAGCUGUGACCAGCAGUGUUGCGGAGUUCGAAGAGGCACGAAUGGAGGGCCUAAGGAUGAAACGUGCCAAGAGGAAGGAGCGUCAAGCUAACACCGACCGGGACCGCCUUCCACCUGGAAACCGAUGUCCUCACUGCGGGAGAAUAUGCGGGUCAAGAAUCGGUCUCUUCAGCCACCUAAGAACCCACCCCCAAGAUGGAAGACAAUAGUCCUCGAGCUACGAGGGAUCGCCUAAGUAAGUAAGUAAGUAAGUAGAAAAAGGAUCGUUGGAUCUCACUACCAGCUUCUUUGACUGUGCAAAAGACAACAGCAAUAGCACCAUAAUGUUUGGUGUUGCUAUUUGUAUUAGCCAAGGAACUACAAAGCUUCUUUCCUGAUAUGAUCCAUCUUUUUGGGAGGAUUUCCUGUUUCUAAGACAGCAGUAGGUCAUUGCAUAAUAUUGUCAGCUUAUUGUAUAAUAUUGUUAAGCUAUUGGUGAUGUCUCCAUCAUUUGUCUCAAAAUUCAGGUCAUUUCCUCUGUCCACCCUUGUGCCACCCAUUUCUUCCUUUCUCUUUGCCUAAGGGAAGGUUGCUCACUUUGUCCAGCUACUGUUCUGGUAUUUCUUGACAUUUUGAAAAGUAGAAAAGGAAAUGUCUCUGAAUUUUAAUCUCUUCCCUGUCACAACAAUUACAGAAUUGUCCUUCACAUGUUUCCAUAGAACUGUGUGUUCGCUCCCCUCAUCUUCUCAUUUUGUUUCCCAGUUUGGCUCUCCAUGUCUAUCAGUGAUGAUAUGACUGUGUUCAAUGCAUCCUAUUGUCAAAAAGUAAUGCAUAUGGAAUGGGGUUUGCAUGUCUUGAAAAAUCCUCUAUCAUGAGCCUUUUUAAAGCUCUUCCCACAAUCAUGCUGUGCUCCCUAGAUAUUCACAUUCACUAUAGUUGCCUAAGCAUCAGAGGCAGAAGGAGCCACAUGUAAUCUGUGUCUGUUGUCCGUUUGUCCUUUGGCGAUCAGUGUGAGGCUUAUGUCCAACCAGAUAUGUUUAUGCGUAUACACAUACAUGUGUGUUUGUCAUUUCACAAUUGAAAUGAAAUUCAAGGUUAGUAUUGAUUUGUAAAGCAUGUGAAUUAUCCUUGAGAUUUGUUACACAAUCUCACCAUAUCUUCAUAUGUAUCCCUUUCACCCAGCCCCCCCCCCCCAUAUAUACAGUAAGGGUCAUAAUAAAGUCAUAAUAAUGGAUUUUACGUUUGGAAGGCAUUAAGCAGGGAUUAGGGUUCAUGAACUAGUAUGUGCCACAGUUGGUAUCAGCCUCACAUGUUGCUGGUUUCACAUUUAUUUACUUAUUUAUUUACUAUGUUUAUAUCCUACCUUUCUUAACCCCUUGGGGGGCUCAAGGUGGCUUACAAAUGGCACUACAUAGUGCCUACAGCAUAAAACAUGAGAAAGUUACAUUAAAAUUAAAAUAAGCAUACAUAAAACAUAUUUAAAUACAAUUAUCCAUACACAGUCAGAAUUAUUUGUAGGAACGAGCAUUAAAGACUUCUGUUUAUGAGUGUAUAGGUCUAUAGGGGUGCAGAAACCAGCUCAGUGAACCAUUACAAAUCCUUACCACGUCAGUUCUGUAUUUCAGUACUCCAAAAUGGUUGCAUUUGUUUCCACUCUCACCUGAUGAGUGUGUCUUGCAUUUCAGACACUUAGAGCAAGCUGACUGACCCUAUUCCCCAUCACUAUUCAGGUCAUAUGAAACCUGGAAGGCAUAUAUUUGCUCUAUAGAACAACUGUAUGGCUCACAACUAAACUGAAGAGUGAGGCACCUGGGAAAUUGGGUCCCAGGCAGCUUGCUAAUCCAGUGAAUGAGGUUAUCCUCCCCUCUGAAACUGUGGGGUCCUUUAACAUUUUCCACCAGUCAGAAAACUAUGGCUUCAUCACCCAACAGGGUGUUUCCCGUAGAGGAGAAUUUUAAAAACUCAGCAUGAUGAAAAGAGAGACUAAAUUACAAGUUUGGGAACUAUAAUGAGAAAUGAAGUGUGCAUGUGGAAAAGAUGAGGUAGAAAGAAGUAUUUUGUUAAAAUGCUGGGCGCAUGAAGAUUUCCUGGAGUUAUUACAUUUGUUUUCCUCCCUGGAAGCUCCCCGCCUGUUUUACGUCAGUGUAGCUACAUUGACAGGCAUUUCACACACCAGUUGGAGGCAGCAUCCAGAAAUGAGGAUGAAAUGUAUGUCAUUCCAUACAAUAUAGAAAAUUUCCAUAUAACAAAUCAGAUUAUUUCCCCAUCUUGCUCACCCUACUCUGCAGACAGGCAACUUAUCAGCAGAAGGUUUGGACUCCUUAUACAAAAUCCUUUCAGCCUGAGCUGCUGGGAAUUGAACUUGAUGUAGAACCUCUUCUUGGCCACUGUGCUAUCAUUCUGCUUCCCAGCCCAAAUUACCCAUUUGCUGUGAAGAGAGAGACAAUAGUUUCUGGUUCUGACAAUGAUAUGUUAGCACAAAACAUUGUAUUUGGUAUGGGAUCUCAGAAGCUUUCUUUCUUCAUCUCCUUCCUGGAAACACACUGUACUCUCCAGGAAGGUCCCCAAAUCUCAGGAGCUGGCCUCAGGUCAUUUCUGGCUUAUGGUGAUCCUUUGAUGAACGUAUCACAGGGUUUUCUUGGCAAGGUUGUUCAGAGGGGUUUCCCCUUGCCUUGCUAUUAAAAGCUAAAUCCACCAGUCACAGUAUAAUCUUGUCCCUGUACCUGUGAAAGUACAUCCCACAUGUGUUUAGUGGGAGCCUUUCCUGGGUCAGAUUUGAAGUGGCAACUAUUCCGGCCAAUGUUGGUUAGAACCAGCCUUCUACCCACAUGCUAAUUAAAAUUUGUGUGUGUCUGAGUGCGUCUGUCCCUGUCUCAACCUUUCAAGGUUUACUAUAAAAAGGCAGGUUGUGUUCCAGGUUCAAGGAUAUAUGGAAGGUGGAGAAUAAAGGCUAGAAGUGAGGUUAAUAAAUGUGCUGGAUUUGUUUUAUUUUUGCCUUUGUCUGAAUUGAAUGUUCUAGUCCUUUCUGAUGAUGGGAGUCCAAGUUGCUUUGACUGAGAUGACAACAGAAUACCGAUUAGCUGGGAGAAUUGCUCUAGUUCUGCUCUGCAGCUGAUAUUGGGAGAAAAUCCUCCCCAUGUAUGCUUAAUGCUUGUUUGCAGAACUGAUUAUACAGCGUCUCCCAACUGGGUUUGGCUUCUGUAGGACCAAAAUGGAAACCAGCCUUUGCCUUCAGGGGUUCUUAAUGGAGUUGCCAAACAAUUCAUACAGUAGUUUGAUCAAUGGGAUAUAUUAGUUCAGUGCUUUCUUUAUAGCAAAAAAAGCAGAGUUUUUUCUUUUUUUAAAUGGCAUUACUAGACUUCGAUAGCCAUUGUAACCAGAAUAUAAAACUUCCCUGUGUCUAGAAAUAAGAUCCAUUUAUAUUUCUUUGUUUGCAAAUAAGACUGCUGCCCCUGACCCGCACUUCAUGAGGAUUUAUAUAGAAAUAUCCAGAUUUUAGUUUUGUUCAGCAUAACCGACUCACAUAGGAACAUAGGAAAAAAGAGAGAGAAGAUACCAUUUUAUUGGAUUGUCUUAAGUGGAUGAUUGAAUAUUAAAUACUUCAAAUUGCACAU